Molecule: messenger RNA, 1734 nt
Organism: Hansenula ciferrii
Lineage: Eukaryota; Fungi; Ascomycota; Saccharomycetes; Phaffomycetales; Wickerhamomycetaceae
Gene: MAL7
Product: glycoside hydrolase family 13 protein
Exons: 1
Coding region: 1-1734 (577 amino acids)
Biological process (GO): oligosaccharide catabolic process
Molecular function (GO): alpha-amylase activity
Source: RefSeq, a predicted model, not a curated record
AUGACAACCACAACCACAACAUAUCCAUGGUGGAAAGACUCCACAAUUUAUCAAAUAUGGCCAGCUUCAUUCAGAGAUUCCAAUGGUGAUGGGUUUGGUGAUAUUCCAGGUAUUAUUAAAAGUUUAGAUCAUAUCAAAUCCUUAGGGGUUUCAGUUGUUUGGUUAUCACCUCAUUAUGAUUCUCCACAAGAUGAUAUGGGUUAUGAUAUUUCAAAUUAUGAAGCCAUUUAUGAAAAAUAUGGUACAAUGGAUGAUAUGAAUCAAUUGAUUGAUGAAAUUCAUAAAAGAGAUAUGAAACUGAUUUUAGAUUUAGUUGUUAAUCAUACUUCAUCUGAACAUUCAUGGUUUAAAGAAUCAAAAUCAUCAUUAGAUAACCCCAAGAGAGAUUGGUACAUUUGGAGGAAACCACGUUAUGAUUCUAAUGGGAAUAGACAACCACCAACAAAUUGGUUAUCAUAUUUUUCAGGUUCAACAUGGAAUUAUGAUGAAAAAACAGAUGAAUAUUAUUUAUGUUUCUUUGCAAAGACUCAACCUGAUUUAAAUUGGGAAAAUGAAGAAACAAGAAAUGCUAUAUAUAAAUCAGCUUUAGAAUUUUGGUUUAAAAAGGGUAUUGAUGGAUUUAGAAUUGAUACUGCUGGUAAAUAUUCUAAAAUUUAUGGUAAAGAUGGUAAAACAUUUGAAGAUGCACCAAUUGUUUAUCCUGAUCAAUAUUAUCAACCAUCAAGUCAAUUUACAAAUAAUGGACCACGUAUUCAUGAAUUCCAUAAAGAAAUGUUUAGUGAAAUCACUUCAAAGUAUGAUGCCUUAACAGUGGGUGAAGUUGGUAAUUGUUCAAAACAAGAAGCAAUAGAAUAUGUCUCAGCUGCCGAAAAGGAAAUGAAUAUGUUGUUCUUAUUUGAUGUUGUUCAUCUUGGUUCAAAUAGAGAAGAUAGAUUCAAAUAUAAAGGAUUCACAUUAAAAGAUUUCAAAAAUGCCGUUGCAUCUCAAAGUGAUUUUAUUAAAGGCACAGAUGCUUGGUCAACAGUCUUUAUCGAAAAUCAUGAUCAACCUCGUGCUGUUACAAGAUUUGGUAACACCUCAAAUAGUCAAUUGUGGUCUAAAUCAGCUAAAUUGUUAGCAUUAUUACAAACUACUUUAACUGGUACUUUAUACAUCUAUCAAGGUCAAGAAAUUGGUAUGACCAAUUUACCAAGAUCAUGGGAUAUUGAAGAAUACAAAGAUAUCAAUACUAUUAAUUAUUGGGCUGAACAUAAGAAACUCAAUCCAAAUGAUCCAGAAGCUGAUGAAAACUUAUUAGAUGUUAUUAACUUAGUCGCUAGAGAUCAUGCAAGAUCUCCAGUUCAAUGGGAUGAUUCUAUUAAUGGUGGGUUUUCAACUGGUACACCAUGGACCCGUGUUAAUGAUAACUAUAAAGACAUAAAUGUUAAAGCACAAACAGGUGAUCCAAAUUCAGUGUUUUCUUUUUAUCAAAAUGCUAUUAAAGUUAGACAAUUAUAUAAAAAUUUAUUCAUUCAUGGUGAUUUUGAAAUCUUGGAUUAUGAAAUUGAUAAAUUAUUCACUUAUAUCAAAUCUUCAGAUGAUCAAAGAGCUUAUAUUGUUUUAAAUUUUUCUGAUAAAGAGGUCCCAUUUAAACAGUUGGUUGAUGGUAAUUUGAAAUUGAUCAAUUCUAAUGUUAAAGAUGUCAAGGAAGAUACUUUAACUCCUUAUGAAGGUAGAGUUUACUUGAUUGAUUGA